AUGAAUCCGUUGUACGCGAUGAUUUACAUCUGCGUGUUUGGUACCGCAUGUCACCUUUCUUGUGGGACGAUUUUGACAGCGGUGGAGGGAGAAGAUGUACAGCUGAAAUGCAAAGCAUUUGAGUUAGCUGCGACUCCACCAUGCAGUGAUGCAGAUGUCGAAUUCGAAUGGCUUGCGAAUGAAUCAACCAUCGUCAAAUGUACACAGACCUUUUCCUAUUAUACGGCUGUACUUAACGAGACAAGCGGGGCUUUGACGAUCCCGCAUGUUUCUGGGUCCUUGAAUGGCACAAAGUUCCACUGUCAAUUGUUAAAAGGAGCAGGAACCAACAAUUAUAAAAUAGAACUCAUCGUGUUUAAUGGAACAGACAUUACUGAGACGACUUCCGUGUUGAGCGGGAUUUUAGGAGGGGGUAUCGCCUUGGAAUGUUACGUCGAAAAUGUUCCAUCUGGCUUCCCAAAUAUUACCUUCAAGUGGUUGCUUGGUAACAAACCAUUGCUCGAUGCGUGCACAAUUAAGGACAGCACCAAUGCAGGGAGGUAUAACUAUCACCAUGACAACCAUGGUUGCAAUUUGACGAUAAACAGCCUCGAGUUAACUGAUGAGGGGCGCUACAGAUGCGAAGUUCAGUAUUCGGCUACGACGGUGUGGAAAAAUACAUCAUUGACAGUUAAUGUGCCGCCUAGAGAUGUGUACAUCAUCAACGCCACUACCGGCGAAAUUUGCAGCGGAUACGUGAACGUUGGACCGGGCAUCGACCAGAGCUUCACCUGCCUGGCCACAGACACCAAACCCCCGGCAGAAAUCACCUGGACAUUCGCUGGAAAGAACACAAGCGGAGAGACGAGGGUAGUUGGUACGAGAUUGCACAACACAAGCAGCACGUUCACCGUGCCGUCGUUUCAGCCUGGUCAGCGGAGGAAUCUAACAUGCACGGCAACUGGGGCAGGAGAGAAGGUGGUUACGAAUAUUCGGUUGCUCGGCCAACAUCAAGAAACAGACCCCUCGAUGCAGAGUCAGAUGUCUUUGAUCUUCGUUGCCGUCGGUAUCGCGGCUGCACUUCUGCUUGUUCUUGUAGCGGCGAUUGUCUUCUGGAAACGCCAAAAGAAUAACGUUCCCUAUGAUGGAAACCAGUGA
This is a messenger RNA of Patiria miniata (bat star), 1137 nucleotides long. Its product is annotated as T-cell surface protein tactile-like. The coding region runs from base 1 to 1137 and encodes 378 amino acids. Gene Ontology annotation, cellular component: external side of plasma membrane. Gene Ontology annotation, biological process: cell surface receptor signaling pathway; T cell costimulation; positive regulation of T cell proliferation. NCBI's taxonomy places the organism in Eukaryota, Metazoa, Echinodermata, Asteroidea, Valvatida, Asterinidae. The record is from RefSeq and is a predicted model, not a curated record. The transcript is spliced from 6 exons.